Oncorhynchus keta (chum salmon) is the source of this 1752-nucleotide messenger RNA. Its product is annotated as 5-hydroxytryptamine receptor 3A-like. The record is from RefSeq and is a predicted model, not a curated record. The coding region runs from base 236 to 1360 and encodes 374 amino acids. Gene Ontology annotation, cellular component: membrane; neuron projection; synapse. Gene Ontology annotation, biological process: signal transduction; regulation of membrane potential; nervous system process. The transcript has 10 exons. Lineage: Eukaryota; Metazoa; Chordata; Actinopteri; Salmoniformes; Salmonidae. Gene Ontology annotation, molecular function: transmembrane signaling receptor activity; extracellular ligand-gated monoatomic ion channel activity; neurotransmitter receptor activity.
AGUGGGCGCGACCAACCUGAACACACUUUACAAGAACGUUCCAAAUCCAAGCAACUAUCCUGCACCAUUCCCAGAAAAGUUGUGGGAAGUGUCUGCAUCAGGCACUCUAUCCAACGCAGCAAUUACUACUAUCCAACCACUAUCUAAUACAGCCAGUGCAUCCCAACCAGCCAACACAGCCACUUCAUCCAGUGCAACCACACCAUCCUGUUUGACCCGUCGAUGUCUGGCCAGCAUGCUGAUUGCGAAAGAAGCUCUGAGUCAGCCACAGUCUCCACGGUGCAUCUCAAUUAUCAGUGUGCCGUCAAUCAUGUACGAAACGCUGUCUGUCGAUACAAAAAACCUCCGCUUCGAGAGUCGUCUGGAAGUCCCGCUGUCUUGGGAAGACCCUGAUUUAUCAUGGAACACAUCAGUCUAUCAUCAUGAUAUGGUGGUCCUGCCUGUCAGCAAAAUCUGGACUCCUGAACUCCAUGUGACUAAUGGAGUGCAAACAACGAUGAAGCACAGCAACAAGGACUUGCUGGUGCACAGCAACGGGACUAUAGAGCACAUGGUCAUCAUGAACACUGUGGUGGGCUGUGAAGUCAAUCUGUACAACUACCCCUUCGCUUCAGAUUUCUGUGCCAUCGCCCUUAAUGUGUGGGCAAUUAGUGGAUGUGGCAUGUUCCUGGACUUUGGGAAAGUGAGCACAACUAGCGCAAACCGUGGGGACUGGCUAACCGAGGAGGUGGAACUCAACACUAAAGGAGGCAGAGAUGAUCGCAACUAUCUAUGGGUGUCGCUGAAAAUGCGGUCCGAAAACCCGUUUCUGUCCCUGGUCCUGCCCAGUAUACUAAUCAUCUUGGCUGAUGUGGGCAGCUUCGCCCUGCCGCUGGGAGAGAGCAAGCGCAUCCCCUUCAAGGUUAAACUGGUUCUCAGCUUCAUCAUGUUCCUCAACAUCCUCAAGGACCGUCUGCCUGGAGGAGGCCAGUGCAGCCCCAUCAUCCGAAAGCACUUCUGUUUCUGUUUGGUCAUCCUGGUGUUGAGCACGUUGCAGUCUAUGGUGCUCACACGCCUGGCUAAGUGUGGCACUCUCUGGCCCUGCAGCCUCUCCAAGUCCAAAGACUCACUGCUUAAAGACACAGACAAUGAAGAGGCCUCAGAGGAAGAGAAGAAUACAGCCCUCCAGAAGGUGGUGAAGUUUCUCAACAAAAUGGCUGCACAAGACCAGAAAAAUGCUAUACACCAUCGCUUUGCCAACAAAGUGGACUUGAUCUGUUUCUGUAUCUAUCUCACUGUCCUCAUUGUUUACUCAUUCAUCAUUUUAUAUUUCUCCUUUGGUUCUCAAUGUGAGAUCAACCAUUUAGAAUUCUGGCAUUAAAUUAUUUAUUUGCGUUUAACAAUGAUAUUUAAAUAAAUAUCAAGUAUGUGUGUAUUCUUCAGUAGAGAUUUAACUAUAUUUAUUUCAAUAUGUUUGAGCUAAGAAUUCAAUUGAUUAGGACUAUGCAUCCUACCUUUGAAACACCUCUGCAUAUCUAUCCAUUUUCCAUUCUUCCUGUGCCAUCCAAGUUCCUGCAUAGCCUACUGGUCAACGUAAUGUAGUCAAAAAUAAUGCGAACGAUGAUGGUCAGUGAUGAAGAUGCGUCUAGCAACUUGCAUUUACAUUUACAUUUAAGUCAUUUAGCAGACGCUCUUAUCCAGAGCGACUUACAAAUUGAUGCAUUCACCUUAUGACAUCCAGUGGAACAGCCACUUUACAAUAGUGCAUCUAAA